AUGCCUUUCAACAUCUGGUUCAAGUACAGUGAAAGUCAGCCGGAUAAAGACAGGUUUGAUGGAGAGGAUGUCGACGACCUGAAGGAGGCGAUAAAAAAAAGCUCAAACCAAGCGUCAAACCCGCCCAAAAAAAAACACAUUUGCGUUAUCGUAGAUCUUCUUAUCACCGAGCAAGAACUUUUUAGAACAGUUAUUCCCGAUCUAUCUUUUGUUAGGAUUAAAACAAAAUCCACAGUUAAAUCAGCUUCGCGAAGAGUGCCAAAUGAACCGGUGGAACCAUGGAAUGCUUUUCUUGGCGGCGCAUUUAAUGCUUCGUUAUCAAUUAAUGCAGAAGAUCGUAAGUUUUAUAAACCUAAUUUCCCUCAAUUAUCCAUAAAUUCGGAAGACACAACGGUUGAUCUAUUUUUGAAAGCACUUGAUAAAGUCAACGAUCAAAGAUUGGCUUCUCUAAAACAUCCACAAAUGUGGUGCAAGAGUAAUCAAGCUACUAUUGUCAAGGGAGAACCGGAUAUUGUACUUAUUGGAGCCCCAGACAGUACAACACUUUAUUCUAUAAAUGCGAGCGGGAUACGUUUGUUAGCGACGGUUGAAGCCAAACCAAAUCAGUUUAUGAGCCAAAUCAUGCAAGAAAUUAUUAAUGAAAAUGAUCUUUUAGAUGACAAUGAUGAAAGUGAAUUGUACUCUAUAUAUAACUUAGCAAGAGGAGUAAGGGAUCACCAUACAAAUAAUUAUUCUAAAUACGACAAAUUAAGAAGAAUUGUUCAUCAAGGGUUCGGAUAUAUGGUGGUUAACGACUGUCAAUAUGGCAUAAUUGCAACACUCAAUCAAACGUGGUUUAUAUGUCGUAGACCUGAUAAUCCAAGUACUCUUUGCAUUUCUCCUGCGGUUUCAGUCAAUCAGUUACACACAUCCAAUCGAGCUUCGUUUUGGGAGUGUCUGCGAUAUUUUGAAGAUUUAUCUAUGUCAAAUCCAACUGUACAUUCUGAUCCGCCCAUAAUAAUAACUAUCAGUGAUAUCAGUGAUGAUGAGGGCUCAGAUGAUCAAGAUGAUUCACCUCCACCACCUCCACCUGAUAAGAAAGGCCAGAAAAAGAAAGACUCUGAUUAUAACCCAUCAUGCAAAUGUAAAUUUUCAUCAGCUGGUGGGAGUUCAGGAGUUAGUUCUCGAACUCGGAGUAAAACCAAUAAUACUGUAAUAGUAAAUUAUACUGAGUUAAGAGAAACCAAGGAAGAAAUAUUACUUAAAUAUAUGAAAAACUAUGAUCAUAACCAGUUUACCUUUGGCCAUAUGUUGGGAUAUGGUCGAACAGGAAGUGUCUUUGAAACAACACUUGGCAGAAAAACAGGUGCUCUCAAGAUGGUUGCUUUAUAUAAAGAUCAAAAUAAACUAGAAGAACUGCUUAAUGAAAUCAAGAUAUACAUUGGACCUCUCAAGGAAAUUCAAGGCAUUUACAUACCAAGACUUCUAAAAUUUGGGGUUCUUCAUGAAGCAUUUGUCUUUAUUCUUACAUCUCUUGCUGAAGAAGCUUUUGCAAUAAUGGGAGAUAAUAUCACAAGAAAAGAAAAGCAGUUAGCCAUUAAGGGCUUACAGAAAUUACAUUCAAAGGGAGUGAUGCAUGGAGACAUUCGAUUAGAAAAUAUAAUGGUGAAGAGAAAGAAUGAUGGUUCAACUUGUGUGUGGUGGAUUGACUUUGGAUGGAGCAAAAUGACAGAUAAUGUGAAAGAUUUAAACAAGGAAUUAACCAAUUUAAAAUAUUUGCUUGGAAUGGCAGGCACAAAAUAA
Messenger RNA from Paraglomus brasilianum, 1782 nucleotides. The record is from the annotation of a GenBank genome assembly. Lineage: Eukaryota; Fungi; Glomeromycota; Glomeromycetes; Paraglomerales; Paraglomeraceae.